AUGGUUGCUGAUUGUGUCUGGUGCAAGGUACAUCGGUGUCUACCGCAAGUCCCGCAGAUGGCUCCGCAUCGUGUGCAGCGUGUAACCCCACACCUACGGCUAUUUAGUGCGGUCGGUGUAGCCUAUCUUGGACCAGUUACGGUGACUAUCGGUCGUCGGAGCGAAAAGCGGUGGGUGGCGUUGUUCACCUGUUUGGCAGUUCGAGCGGUCCACCUCGAAGUAGUGCAUAGCCUGUCGACGCAAUCUUGCUUGAUGGCGAUUCGACGGUUCGUGUGCAAACGCGGAAUGCCGCAGGAGUUCUUUUCGGAUAACAGGACGAACUUCCUAGGAGCCAGCAAGGAGAUCAGCAAGGUUGCAAGGAGGAUCGACGAGGAAUGUGCCGAAGCCGUCGUAAGUUCCUCUACGAAGUGGGACUUCAAUCCUCCUGGAACCCCCCAUAUGGGCGGCGUCUGGGAAAGAAUGGUGGAUGGACCUUUCCAGUUAGCGGAUGCGUUGCGGGAUGUGUACCGGCGUUCGCAAUACUUAGCGGACCGAAUGUGGGAGCGAUGGUACAAGGAGUAUCUGCCGGGGAUCAACCGGCGAACAAAAUGGUGUGAAGAGCGAAGGCCGUUAAACGUUGGUGACCUCGUUUUUGUGAUUAAUGGGCAAUAUCGUAAAGCCUGGAUCAGAGGAGAAAUAAUGAAGAAGAAUAAUGGACACGGUUGA
Armigeres subalbatus is the source of this 705-nucleotide messenger RNA. RefSeq lists its product as uncharacterized. The record is from RefSeq and is a predicted model, not a curated record. The transcript has a single exon. Bases 1 to 705 code for a protein of 234 amino acids. NCBI's taxonomy places the organism in Eukaryota, Metazoa, Arthropoda, Insecta, Diptera, Culicidae. Gene Ontology annotation, molecular function: nucleic acid binding.